Molecule: messenger RNA, 4566 nt
Organism: Pseudonaja textilis
Lineage: Eukaryota; Metazoa; Chordata; Lepidosauria; Squamata; Elapidae
Gene: UNK
Product: unk zinc finger
Biological process (GO): cell morphogenesis involved in neuron differentiation
Molecular function (GO): metal ion binding; mRNA CDS binding
Source: RefSeq, a predicted model, not a curated record
CCUGCUUACAUUUUCUCGAAGGCAAUCCAUGGACGGAUUGCUUCCAACUACAACUCCUAUAAAUCCUAGCGCUGUUACAAUAUCCGGAACAGCAAGCGCAGAGGCCCUCUGUACUUGUAGUUUCAAGCACCGGAAGCCUAGUAGAGGAAAAGGGGGAUUUUCCGCCAUCACCGGGACUACAAGCCCCAGCAUGCUUUGGGUAACCCGGGGCGGUAAUGGCGGCGGUAGCGCCUGCGCAUUGCGGUCUCCGUGCGGACCGCGCAGAGUGAAUAAUAAAGCUCUCCUCCUCGGUGGUAGCGGGCGGCGGAGGAGGGAGCGGAGGGCAGGAGCAUGUCGAAGGGCCCGGUAGGGACCGGGCCUCCUGCGACCGGGCCGGUGGUGGCCGCCAGCGCGCUCCAAGCGCAGCCCGAGAAGCCGCAGCACUACACAUACCUGAAGGAAUUCCGCACAGAGCAGUGUCCCCUGUUUGUGCAGCACAAAUGUACUCAGCACAGGCCCUACACAUGCUUCCACUGGCACUUUGUUAACCAGCGUCGUCGCCGAUCUAUCCGCCGUCGGGAUGGCACCUUUAACUAUAGCCCUGACAUUUACUGCACCAAAUAUGAUGAGACCACAGGGAUCUGCCCUGAAGGAGAUGAGUGUCCAUUCCUGCAUAGAACUACUGGUGAUACAGAACGGAGAUACCAUCUACGUUACUAUAAAACUGGAAUCUGCAUCCAUGAGACUGAUUCAAAAGGAAAUUGCACCAAGAAUGGCCUUCAUUGUGCUUUUGCUCAUGGACCACAUGACCUACGUUCUCCAGUUUAUGAUAUCAGGGAGCUUCAGGCCAUGGAAGCUUUGCAGAAUGGCCAGACCACAUCAGAAAGUGGCAUAGAAGGUCAGUCUGCAGUUGCUGCUAGCCAUGCUAUGAUAGAGAAAAUACUCAGUGAAGAGCCAAGGUGGCAAGACACAACAUAUGUUUUGGGAAACUACAAAACAGAACAGUGUAAGAAGCCCCCACGCCUCUGUCGCCAAGGUUAUGCCUGCCCUUAUUAUCAUAAUAGCAAAGAUAGAAGAAGGAGUCCUAGAAAACACAAAUACAGAUCCUCCCCAUGCCCUAGCGUGAAACAUGGAGAUGAGUGGGGAGAUCCUAGUAAGUGUGACAAUGGAGAUGCAUGCCAGUACUGUCAUACCCGUACAGAGCAACAGUUUCACCCAGAGAUCUACAAAUCCACAAAAUGUAACGAUAUGCAGCAAUCUGGCAGCUGUCCCAGGGGACCCUUCUGUGCCUUCGCACAUGUAGAACAACCACCACUUAGUGAAGAUUUACAGCCAACGUCGGCUGUCUCUAGCCCAACGCAAGCUGGCCCUGUAAUGUACAUGCCCUCAGCAGCAGGCGAUUCUGUUCCUGUCAGCCCUUCUAGUCCACAAGCCCCAGACCUUAGCAAUGUAUGGAAUAAACCAGGAACGCUACCAACUAGCCCUACUUCUGCUACAAUCCUCUGUAGAAAUAGCAGUCUUGGAAGCCCAUCUAAUUUAUGUGGAUCCCCUCCUGGUGCAAUUGGAAAACCCCAUAGUUUGGAAAGCAUUGGUUUCCCCACAGAUUCAGUAACUAGUGCAAGUAGCUAUAAAAAGGCGCCCGGAUUUGAACGGGAAGACCUGGUUGGAGCAGAGUAUCUAAAAAAUUUCAAAUGCCAGCAGGCAAAAAUCAAAUCCCAUUCCAUGGAACAUAGAACCCAAGAACAACCUCUGUUACAACCCAAGCAGGAUAUAUUAGGGAUUCUUCCAGUUGGCAGCCCACUGACAUCUAGCAUCUCCUCUAGCAUUACUUCUAGUUUGGCAGCAACACCACCGAGCCCAGCAGGCACCAGCAGUGUACCAGGCAUGAAUGCCAAUGCCCUUCCUUUCUACCCAACUAGUGACACUGUGGAGUCCGUGAUAGAGUCUGCCUUGGAUGACCUGGACCUGAACGAAUUCGGAGUGGCUGCCCUGGAGAAGACAUUUGACAGCAGCUCGGUGCCCCACACGAGUGGCAUCAUGAUAGGUGGGAGUUUGCUGCAAAGUUCUGCUCCUGUAAAUAUCCCUGGGUCCCUUGGAAGUUCUGCCUCCUUUCACUCUGCCUCUCCUUCUCCACCGGUCAGCUUAUCAUCGCAUUUCCUCCAUCAGUCCCAGGGACACUUAAGCCAAUCAGAAAAUACUUUCCUGGGGACAUCAGCUUCUCAUGGAUCAUUAGGUUUAAAUGGAAUGAACAGCAGCAUAUGGGAGCAUUUUGCUUCAGGAAGUUUUUCACCCAGUACUUCACCUGCAUUUCUGUCAGGUCCAGGUGCUGCUGAACUGGCCAGGUUGCGGCAAGAAUUAGACGAAGCUAACAGCACGAUAAAACAGUGGGAAGAUUCUUGGAAACAAGCCAAACAGGCCUGUGAUGCAUGGAAAAAAGAAGCAGAGGAAGCUAACGAUCGUGCAAGUACAGCAACCCUAGAAUGUGAGUUAGCCCGGGAACAGAGAGAAACCUUGGAACUGCAAGUCAAGAAACUCCAGGAAGAAAUCGAGCGGAUCCAUACUGGCCAGGACCCCCAGUUCCUGCGCUCAUUCUCUGAUUUAGAAAAUCUCUCCUUGUCCACACUCUAUAAUCUCCAAAAACAGUUGCGUGCCAAUUUAGAAAGAGUUGAUAAGGCAGUGUUUCAGUUGCAGUCGGUGAAAUGCCUCAAGUGCCAGGAAGAGAACCGGGUGGUACUACCGUGCCAACACACUGUGCUGUGUGAAACAUGUGCCGAGGAGGGUGAAUGUCCCAUCUGCCAUCCCAACAGGCCACAUGCUCUCCAGUCGUGACUGUACUAGGACAUUUGUUUAGCAUAUCACAUAGAAUUUUUAAACUUUUUCAGACCUAUAUAUUAUAUAUAUAUAUAUAUAUACACAUAUAUAUAUAUAUACAUAUAUAUGUCUAUAUAUAUCUGUGUGUGAAUGUGUGUGUAUAUAUGUACGUAUGCACACACACACAUAAAAACAAAAUAUUAGUUGCAGAGCACUUUUUUAAUACUUUGCAUCUCCCAUUUAAAGGAUCCCUGCUCCCAACCCAUGCAGUCCCAUUAAUUCUAACACAUUAGGGACUUUUAGAGCAGUUUUUUAAUAUAGAUCAAAGGGCCAUUUGCAAAAUCUGUUUCUCCUCCCUCCCUUUUUUAAUUAGGAAAUAAUCUUUUUUUAGCCUUUUCUGGAGAGAUAUUUAGAGGGAGGAUGAAGAGAGUUUGCAAGUGAUUUCCAAGCUAAGGAUUGGGUUUUGGGGGAAGAGAAAAGAUAGAAAUAAAUUUUCAAUUCAUUUCCUUCUUUCAUACUAUAGUAUUUAGUAUUUUUAUUUGUAUCACAACCAUUACAGGUGUGCAAAGCCUUUGAAGCAACUCUUUUGCAAUGCACAAAAAGGCAAGACAUCUUUCUUUAAAUUGCUAAAGCAGCUGUAUUUUUUGCAAUGUUCACUCCAGGAAUGGCUUUCAAGGCUGCUGGGUAAAUCUUGCAAAAGGAUGAUUUGUUUUAACAAUUAGAAGAGUGAUGCUUUCUUCAUGCUGUGUGCUUUCUGAAACACUUCUUUCACAGGCUUUAUGCAGCCAUAAUAAUCUUACCCGUGCUGGUCAGUAAUCCCUGCUUAUGAGCCUCAAUGAUUCAGCAUUCUUGUGGCCUCCAGUAUUGUGAAAGUUUCUUGACUUGUCUCUUGGAAAACCAAAAGUUCCUUUUUUGAAAAUCAUUUUGCAUACUUCUUUAAUUCUGUCCAAGGAAUAAAAACACAAAACACACUGUAGAGGUGAGGCCAAGGUUAACAUACUUUUUUUCAUCAGCAUUACUCUGCAGUAAGACUUUGAGAAACUUCAGUAGCACUUUUGAGUGGGACCUUGUAAAGAAAAAGUUUAGAUUUGUAAUCUGCAUUAUCAUGGAAAUGGAGAAGAGUUUCAGAAUCAGGCUUUGAUAAUGGAGCCACUUAGAGUCUUUUUGGUCUGUCUAAGAGAACUUUAUAACUCACCAAACAAAUUACAAUCCAUUAAAUUUCCUAGAUUUUUACCUCCCUGCAGAAAUUGAGCAUUUUAGUUUUUUUUUUUUAAAAAAAACAGAUUACAGAUGGCAAUACAUAGUGGGCUGUGCUUGGCUCAGUAAUCUAACUUGUUUAGUAUUGAAUACUUGGUAUUUCUUGCCAGUAGGAAGAAACAAAUCAACACAUUUCCUUUAUUAUUCUUAUCUAUGAAUGGUGCUGUCACAAGUGUUGUAGCUAAAAGCAACCAAUGGCCCUUUGUGCAUUCAGAAAUGGGGAAGAUGCAGAUUUGCAGCACAAAAUCACCUUUCCUGAACUGCGCAGCACUUCAUAUUGUUAACUUAGGGUAAGUGGUCACCAACACAAACAUGGGCAGAAUGCCGCAGAGAAGAUGUAUUUUUAUCUGCCUGUCAUAAGGCAAAGUGAUUUCUUUUCCUAUCUUUAUCCACAUUUAAUACAAGAAAACGUCUGAUAAGGUUUACAUAAUAUAGCUGACAACUUUUGUUAGAGUUGCAAACUGAACGAAACUUGGAUUCCCUAAAUUAGUAAUUUCUGCUAAAAUACAGAAUUAUGGU